Messenger RNA from Solanum dulcamara, 1916 nucleotides. Its product is annotated as BTB/POZ domain-containing protein At3g05675-like. NCBI's taxonomy places the organism in Eukaryota, Viridiplantae, Streptophyta, Magnoliopsida, Solanales, Solanaceae. The transcript has 2 exons. Bases 124 to 1647 code for a protein of 507 amino acids. The record is from RefSeq and is a predicted model, not a curated record.
AAUAAUUUAUUCAAAAGUUUAUUACAUUAAUUUACCACACUGUUCUGAACACUUCGAUCAGAAAUCCCAAUCAUCCUUAUCUGAAACUUGACCUUCAUCGCGAAGAACAUCUAGCAGAAUCACAUGACGGUAGGCGGUGGCAGCGGCGGCGGUAGUGGUGCCGGCGGAGUAACCUCCGGCAAAAAACGACAACGUGCUGGUAGCAAUAGUCGGAUUUCCUCAACCAUCGGAAUCAUCGACUCUUCUCGUCCUGAUAAUACCCUAACGGAACGCUCUCAGAAGAUGUCAGGUAUUCGCCGAACAGCUUCUCUUAGCAUUAUUGCACCGUCGUCCUCCGCUGCAGCUAGCGGCGGAUUUAACGAUUCAGCCACGGCUGACGUCGUGCUUCGUCUCUUUGUCGAUCAAUUGCCGCUGUUCGAUACCGACGACUCCGAAUCCAUUUCAGCCGUCGAUUCUGACCAAUCCGAUGUCCAGAUCUAUCUCCACUCCGAUGUUCUCCGCCGUUCUAAGUACUUCGCUGCUCUCUUAUCCGACCGCUGGCAAAAGGAAUCAAACGACGUCGAUUCCGGGAACUCUUCUAGGAUGUUCCGACUCAAUCUGGGCGUUCCCGCUACUCCUGGAUCAAUCGAUCACCAUUUGGCUGUUCUUCAGCUUCUAUAUACCAGUGACUUCUCGACAACUAUCGACAAUGUUUCUGUAGCGUUGUGUUUACUUCCGGUGGCUUUGGAACUAAUAUUUGAGGAUUGCAUUAAGGCUUGUGUUCGGUUCCUUGAGGCCGUACCAUGGACUGAAGAUGAAGAAAGGAAAAUACUCUGUAUAGUUCCGUUGCUAGGCAAGGAGGAAUCUCAAGAGCUUCUCGCUAGGGUUUCGAUUGACAAAAUUGAUUCGUCCGAACAAAUGCUUCAUGGAUUGAUAUUUUCAGCACUUCAUAACCAUCCUAACAUGGCAUUCGCUAAGGCAUUUGUUGCUAUGCUGUUGAGGGACUUUUCGUCCAAAGAGGCAGCGAAGAGAGUGUUGGACCGUGCCUUUCAAAGUAGCUUGAAGAUUGUGAAGGAGUCGUUGGAGGAGUACUCAAGUCCUGACUUUAGAGGUGAUCACAAUGAGAUUGAGGCAAUUCAGAGGCUGAAUUUGCAUACUGCAAUGACAAAUGGGAGGCAUUUGCUGUGGUUGGUGGAGAGGAUGAUUGAACUGAGAGUGGCUGAUACAGCUGUUCAAGAGUGGAGCAAUCAGACUGCAUUUACUGCUGAUUUGCUGAGGGCUCUCCGUGAUGAUGCAUGGAGGAACAUCGUUCCAGGGCUUCCUGCAGUUGUGCUUCGAUGCACUUGUAAGCUUUCUAAUGCAGUCGCCACGGGCACUAUCUUGGCCACUAGACAGGUUAGAAAGAAGAUCGUGAAAGAUUGGCUUCCAGUGUUGAUUUUGUGCAAAGACUAUGUAACACCCAUGAUGCCAAGUCACAAAACAAUAUAUAUGGAGCUGGAAGACACGUUUUUGAGGAUUAUAUCGACGCUUCCCUUGUCUGAUGCCCAGGAGUUAUUGCAACAGUGUCUCACCUUUUCAACUAGAAACGUUGAAGACUGUCCUCACUUAAUCAGUGCGUUUACCACCUGGUUCCGACGAGCAAAUAGAUUCCCCCUACCAGAUAUGUGAUGGUUCAAUGGAUAAGCAUGGGGACAGUUUAGUGUCUAAUGUCCAUACUAGUAUCUCCAUUCCUGUUUGUACAUAAAUCGUGUUCUCUCACUUUUGUACCAGAAGUAAUGUGGAUUGCGCGACUCUUAGGUUGGUUACUUGGUGUUGCGCAGUAUCCUUGACUGUAAGAAUCGGUUAUUAAGAGAAUGACCAGCAUGUACAUAUGACGGUGGCGUAUGAAAUCUGCCCCUUUUAUGUCUUCUAAUAGCACUUCUUCUCUUUUUCACUCA